This is a messenger RNA of Cylicocyclus nassatus, 691 nucleotides long. NCBI's taxonomy places the organism in Eukaryota, Metazoa, Nematoda, Chromadorea, Rhabditida, Strongylidae. The record is from the annotation of a GenBank genome assembly.
UUCCUGUCAAAUGGGUUUCUCAAUCCAGCGGUGGAUGUUAGACUAUGUAACUCCACCGUGCAAAAUAAUCCACGUGUACUAUGCCGAAUUCAUUCGUGGCCUUAUUACCAUCUCUAUGUUCGCCAUUAUGAAUACGUGUACAUUUAUAAGAAUGAACUUUCGAAGAAGAAAGCAGGGAGUCACAGCCUUUGAAACAACGCAGCAGGCCAAAAGAAGGAAUAUGGAAAGAGCAUUUGUACAACAAGUAACAAUACAAGGAGGCAUCUACGUGCUAGAAUUGCUCACAUAUUUCUACUUAUCAGCGUAUUUCCCAGUUGAUUCCACGAACAUCCGAGGCGAUCCAAAUAGAUGGCAGAAUUUUCUACUCACCACAUAUGCGUGGAUAUUAGUGCACACGAUAGAUGGCAUUGUCACACUAGUAUUUAAUCGACAAUUUCGUAAGCCUAUACGGAAGCUCUUCUUCAAGACGAAGUCUACCGCUGUUUCAAAGUCAUCAAGGGCAAUUGGAGGUGAUUUUAACUCGCGAUAACGAUUCCGGCUCCUCCUGGACCAGUCCCUACGGGUCUAUAAAGUGGCAAAAGAAUGAUUUCAGGCACUGAUACUCUAUUUUGAUUUGAUAUGCACAUACGAUUCAAUUUGUUAUUGUUAUUUCUUAUACAAACUUUUUAUGCUGUGAUGUUGCCACAUACGA